UAGCGGUCUAGUUGUGUCUGUGUCGCUGGCAGGGCGCAGACUGUGACACGCCGGGAGUGCGGUCCAUGCUGGACACAGGCGACACCUGACCCGGCGGCACCAGACGCGUCCCGACCACCUGCCGCCCGCCCGUGUGCUCCGGGAAGCUCAGCCAGCGCCGGCCCCCAGUCACCCAGCCUGUGCUCCGGGUAUGGAAGCGGAGAAGAUGGACGAGAAUGAAUGGAGUUACCACGGGGAGGGGAACAAAAGCCUGGUGGUGGCUCACUCACAGGACGAGAUGUUUGGCGGACUAAAAGCAAAAAAGAUAAACGUCUUCCCACUGAAUGAAAAUGUAAAAUUACUCAUAUUGGAAGAAUGGGAGGAGGCAGAAAAGAGGUUGAAGAAUGAUCUAGCCUUUAAUGCAGAAGAUACAAAGUUAUUCUAUUCUGGAAAACGCUACAGACAAAAAAAAGGGUUUCCAGAGGACAAAACUAAAAAGUCCCAGUCCUUUCAGAAGCCAGGACCCGAUAUAUACGUCAGUGUAACAGAGGCAAGGGUGAAUCGGGAAGGUGGAGUUACCGAAAGGAAGGAUGUGGUGAAAUUACCCUUGGAUUUUCUGAAACGCCUCUGCUUGAAGGUGCAGUCUGAAAGACCAGAGUCUCGAUGUGAGAAAGAGAUGGAUGUCAGCGGGUAUGCCAUGUGCCUUCCUAACCUCACCCGUCUGCAGACUUUCCCUUUUGUCGAGCACAGGCCUAUAUUCUGCAUAGAGAUUAAGCCCAAAUGUGGAUUCAUCCCAUCUUCAGCCCAUAUCACUAAGGAGAUCAAGAAGAAGGUGUGUCGGUUCUGUAUGUACCAGCAUCUUAAGGUUGCCAAAGGAAAAUGGAAGCGGAUUAGCAAAUACUGCCCUUUGGAUCUUUUCUCGGGCCAUAAGCAGAGAAUGCACUUUGCCUUGAUGAGUUUACUUCAGGAGUCGCAAAACAACUUAAAAAUCUUUAAGAAUGGAGAAUUAAUCUAUGGAUGUCGGGAUGACCAGGAGUACCUCUCAGACCUGAACGAGCUCGCUCGCCAACUGAAGCCAUUUUUCUUCCCUGCAAAUGGAUUGGUUGGCGGUCCUCAGUGCACAAAGAAUGUCCUGAAGGAACUGAUUCAUGUGCUGACGAGCACGCUGCUAAGCACCAGUGCAGACCAAGGAAGAGCUGGGAACAUGAAGCCCAUCCCUGUGUCUCAGGGAAGGAAUUACUGUGAGGCUAGUCACUUCUGCACAGAGUAUCUGAGAAGUGAUAAACACAAGAUGGAGAGCACAGGAUUGCCUAAAGGAUGCAUCUUGUACAAGACGCUUCAGGCUCAAAUGCUGGACAUGCUGGACAUUGAAGGACUACACCCUUUGUAUAAGAGGGUAGAGAAGUAUUUGGAGGAGUGCCCUGAGGAGCGAAGUACCCUGCUCUUGGAUGGACCUUAUGAUGAAACCUUCUUUGAGAGGCUAAAGGAUCUUUCACUGGAAGACGAUGGCAGUGUGGAGUAUGCAGUAACUAAGAUUCAGCAAUACCGAGUAGCCAUGACAGCCAAGGACUGUUCAGUGAUGAUUGCACUUUCCCCCACUGGUCAGGAAGAAUGCUUUGAUUCAAGACCUUUAAUAAAAACCUCAAGAUCCAGCUUCAUGUAUUCAGUUUCCAUCUUGGACUUGGAUUUAAAGCCCUAUGAGAACAUACCCUACCAGUACAGUCGGGACAGUAAGAUUGUAAACCAUUACCUAAAAAGCAUCCAGACCCGAGAGGAGCCGAGCACAUCGCUCAUCUUUCCAGAAAGUGAAGACUGCACCCUGCUCUUGCACCAAGUAUAGUUUAAGGAUAAUUAUUUUUUAUUUGUGAGCGCUGAAUGCUGCUGUGUCAUCCUGUCACUUUGUCUUGCUGAUCGGGCAUGCAGGGCAGAGCGCCACAAUUAUUAAUUUUGAAAAGUGAAUUUUUGUGAACCAUGACCAGGAAAGGGAAUAACACUCAUUGCUGCAUGGUGCAACCUGUAAAUAAAGUUUUUGCUUCUCUUGUUGGUUUGAUACAUGAAGACAACCUACAACAUAUUUGUAUUUAAAAUUUAUAAGAUUUCCAAACCUUUGUAUACGGAGAACAGACGUGCUACCGUUAACUAGACGAUUCCUGGUCCUUUGCAUUCAUUUUGCUGCUUUCAUAUAGAGUGCCUAAGGGGAGGUCCAGGCAUAUGUCUAACUGAGCCUUAUGCAAAGGUCUGUGCUGUAUCGGGGUAAGGACUUGUAUGAAUCUCAUUACAGGCUGUGGUUUUAUAUAAUGUGCAAUGCAAACAGAUAGAAUUUCCUUAAUGUUUAUAGGCCGUUGAAGCCAAUACUGUUUCCAUUCUCCGUUCCAGAGAUGGUUUGUCGUCUGCUGACGUCCUAUAGAUUGUCAUGUGAAAAAAGCAGAACUACGUCCAAAAACCUCCUAUUAUUGUUCUUGUAUUCCUAAUAAGUUUUUUUUUUUUAAAUACUUUUAGCUUCAUUAUGAAAUAAUUUAUUAGAUGUCUAUUUUACAGUUCACUGGAAAGUCCCUCUAAAGCAUUAUAAUUUACUUAAUGUUCCACUGAGGACAUGUGAUGUUGGAGGCAGCAGUGAGACGGAUAUUGGGAAUUGGUGAACUCCCUCCUUGUAUUACAGUAGUUACAGACUCUCACGUGCUGCACUUCAAUAUAAGAGACGCUUAUUUUUGGGCUGUAUUGUGCUGCCCCCAGCUAGGUGCUAAUUGUAUUUGAAGACUUGAAGUUUAGCUCAAUUAUUCAAAUAUUAAAGGGUUCGCCUGGGAAUAGGUGUCCGAGUUGUGCCCUACAGCUUAACCUCUUUGAAGUGAACAGAGCCUAUAGACAUGGGAGGUGCUGCUGUGGGGGCACAAUAGCUUCUUUCUUAUCCUGGACAAACCCUUUAAUGCCUGAGGACUGCUCAUAUAACACUGUAUUAUACAUGGAUCUCUGCCAUUUUUUUUUUUAUCACUGCUGUGUCUACACGUUAGCUUUUAGGUGUACGCCUGUAUCACGCCUUCACAGCUAGUCUGUAUUUUCUAUUGAAGAACCACUAACUUCUACAAAUGUGAAACAUAGUACUAAUAAUGUUCACGGUGCCAGGCAGUCUGUAUAAGCCUACAGUGACCUGUGACACUUUUUUUUAUUUUUUUGCCGCUUUUCAGGAUUCACAGUAAGGUUAACAUGAUAAAGAUUUUGACCCAAAAUGUACAAUUAGUCAUAUAUUGGUAAAUAAGUCACAAGGGGAUCUGUUGGCAGUUUUGACCAUGCUAAACUGCUGACAGCAAUAAGUAGGGGCUGGCGAGAGCAGUUAAUACGUACCAUGUAGAGCAGUGUAGAGCAACUUUUUUUUUGCACCAUGGACCAGUUUCAUGCAAGACUAUUUUCCCAGGGACCGGGUGGGGGGUUCUGGGACAGGCAGGGCUUAGGGGUGCUGGUUGGUGCUGACUGAUGUGCGAUUAUUUUGUGCUGGGCACCUGUGAAAAAAGAGGCAGAGAGACUGAGCCAAAACUGCAGAAUGGCUGUAAUCUAAAAUGGCUGCUGCUGGCCUCAGUGAGUCUCUCUGCUGCUCUGAGUGCCUCUCACUCACAUCCCACUACCCUGCCCUGCUGCCCCUCAACAUCCAUUAAAAUGUACCAUUGCUGGAGCUUUGUCUGCUGUUAGUCCUCCUUGCUGCUUUCUUAGUUGCCACAAUGACACUUCUAAUCUGCAGCCGCCCACAGACCCAGCCAAAGCUGUGCUGGCACUGAGAAUACUGGGGACGGGCACACUGGCACUGGUGGGGAUAAAGCACUGCAGCUUCGGCUUCUGUGCCCAGGGAGGCGGAGCUGCCUGAAGUGAGUGACUGAGUCACAGAGUCCUCCUCUCUUCCACCGCUGCGCAGAUGGCGGCGGGACCAACCCGGCUGUUAGAGUCUGCAGCAGGCUGCUGCAGAAUAUGUAAUUUGCUAUUACUGUGGCGCAAUCGCGAUGUCAGCAAUGGGCUCUUUUGCCGUGCCCCGACAAACAAAUCUUCCAGGGCCCACUCCUGGGCAGCUGCCCGGCAGUUGGGGACUGCUGAUGUAGAGCUUUUAUCAUGAGUAGUGUGAAUAUGAAAUUUUAUUCUGCUCAUGCAUGUACACUGGAGAUGAAGCUUUAGGCCUCAUGAAACAUUUGUAAGUCCAUUUGAUGUCUGUGGAAAAUCCGUCCAUGUUUCAUCUGUGUUUGGUCUGUGUGUCUAUUUUAUGCCCCCUGUGGGUCAUCUGUAUUCCAAGGAGACACUAAUCAGCUGAAAAUUAAUUUCCAGAGCAUCAUUUGCUAAUGAUCUGUGAAAAACUACUGGCAGAACACUGAUGUCAUACGAGUUGUGCAAGUGUUUUUUCACGCCUAUAGACUUUGAUGGGAGUGUUUGGCCGCCUCACGGACCAAAGAAGUGCAUGUCUCCAUAAUUCAUUCACUGACCCACAUUCAGUGGAAGAGCAUGUAUGAACAAACGCAUUAAAAUCAAUGUGUACGUGUGCUGUGGAGAACCUGAACAUCACAGGUCUGCGAUUCCCUGAAGUGUGAAUGAGGCUUUGCUUUGACGUGCUCCCUGCAUUGAGCUGCUUCACAGCCCCUCCCCUCUGAGUGACAGCUGUAGUGGUCUUCUGGUUGGCUGCUACAGCUGUCACUCAGCAGAAGGGACGGGCUGUGAAGCAGCUUAAUGCAGAGAGCAUUUCACAGGAAAGCUCUGCCUCCAGGGCACUUGAUGGAGCAGAACCUGGCAGAAUAAAUGUUCAUAUUCACACUACUCAAGAUGAUAAAAGCCUGGUUUGUACUGCUCUACCCAGCCAUACCUAGCAUGGUUAAAACUUCUGCCAUAUUCCCUUAAAGAAAUAAAAAUAAAAAGCCCGGUUUUGAUAAUUAUAUUUCAAUAUAGUUUUGUUGUGCAGUCGUAUUGGUUGUUACCCUUGAGUUUGCUUCUUAGAGACUAGUUUCUCGACUUAGAAUAAAGCGAUAAUCUAAAGAAAGAUGGCUAAAAAGCCAAUAGCUGUAAAUCAAUAGUGAUGAAAAAAAAAAAAAAACUGAACAAUUCUGGUUUGCCAAUAAAUAGCCAUUUUUAGGCUAGAUUUUCAUGCAGUGACCACAGGGUGGUAGUGUGCGUCGUGGUGCUGCAAAAUGACAUUGGUUUGCUGUGGGCAUACUACUGCCACGUGGCCACUGCAUGAGAACCCAGCCUUCUUUCUUAUUGGUGUAUGUCUGGCCACCUUACCCUACUGCCACAACUAUUUCGUGCUGCUAUUUUAGCAUUUGUGUAUGGCUAAAAGAUACUGCUUUCAUCCUUCCACCUCUAGUUUGAACGGGGUCAUCUCUUUGCCCCAAAACAUCAUCAAAUUCUCUUUUUUAGCCAGAACUUCUUGAAUUCGAGCUACAAUUUGAGAAACAGCAGUGAUGUGAGUAGACAGCAGUGUAUCCUGUUCUGCACCUUCUGUAUAUGUGAAUUGCUUCUGCUGGCAAUGAGUGAUAUGGCGAGUGAUUGUGUAUAAGGGAAUUAAAUAGAUUUUAUUCAUAGGCCUCUUUCACACGAGCGUGACGGAUUGGCUCCGGAUGCGUCCAGUGAAACUUGCACCAUUUUGCAAGCAAGUUCAUCACCUUUGACUGAUUGCGUUCAGCUCAGUUUUUUCCGCGUGGGUGCAAUCUGUUUUGAUGCUUUUUUUCACGAGUGUGAAAAAAACAAGGUUUACAAACAACAUCUCCUAGCUACCGUCAGUGAAAAACGCAGUGCUCUCGGACUGUAUCCGUAUGCAAUGCGUUUUUCAUUGAAACCCCAUUCACUUCUAUGGGGCCAGGGCUGUGUGAAAAAUUGAGAAUAUAGAACAUGCUACCAUUUUCAUGCAACGCAGAACAGACCUGUAAUGAAUAGGUCAGGAUUCGGUGCAGGUGCUAUGUGUUCACUUCACGCAUCGCACGGAAAACUCGCUCGUGUGAAAGGGGCCGUUGGGUUCUACACAUUGAAGAUACUUUUUUUUUUAUUGUAAUUGGUGCUGAUGAUGGCUUUUUAGGUUCACACGGCAUGAUCUGUCCACUGCUUGCUGCUACAAUAUUCUCUGCGUAAUUAAGACAUAAUUAUUUUUAAUAUCUCAAGCCUGUAAAUUCAGUUCAGCCCGCUGUAUAGUCACUGCAUUGUAUCCUGGCGUGUCUCUAAGCUCUUUCAUAUAAGGGAGGCACGCAAACAUUGUCUGGGAUGGGAAAGGCAUCCAUCUUUGUUUUCUAGCAGUGGUAAGCAGGUUCUGUCAUAGAGUAAUGAGAGCCUAUAGCUAUUCCCUGUGACAAUGAAGGUAAAAACGGUGCCUAGUGAUGCUAUUAUUUAUUUUCAUUUUAUUUCUGCAAGUUGUAUUAUUCCAAUUGUAUUUGUGGGCAUAUAGUAAUUAUUAGGGAUGAACGAAUUUCAUAUUUUGAAAUCCGUAUUCGGUGCAUGUUGUGGUAAUUACUGAAUUGCGUUAUGGAUUCCGU
Messenger RNA from Bufo gargarizans (Asiatic toad), 6467 nucleotides. It is a transcript of the gene IPPK, whose product is annotated as inositol-pentakisphosphate 2-kinase. Gene Ontology annotation, biological process: inositol phosphate biosynthetic process. The record is from RefSeq and is a predicted model, not a curated record. NCBI's taxonomy places the organism in Eukaryota, Metazoa, Chordata, Amphibia, Anura, Bufonidae. The coding region runs from base 191 to 1819 and encodes 542 amino acids. Gene Ontology annotation, molecular function: ATP binding; inositol-1,3,4,5,6-pentakisphosphate 2-kinase activity. The transcript has 13 exons. Gene Ontology annotation, cellular component: nucleus.